Oryzias latipes (Japanese medaka) is the source of this 2690-nucleotide messenger RNA. RefSeq names its product serine/threonine kinase 17a like (gene stk17al). Gene Ontology annotation, cellular component: nucleus. NCBI's taxonomy places the organism in Eukaryota, Metazoa, Chordata, Actinopteri, Beloniformes, Adrianichthyidae. Gene Ontology annotation, biological process: protein phosphorylation; intracellular signal transduction; positive regulation of apoptotic process. Gene Ontology annotation, molecular function: ATP binding; protein serine/threonine kinase activity. The record is from RefSeq and is a predicted model, not a curated record.
UGUGUAGUGGCUUACAGACUGAUCCAGCGCACCGACUGUGCCGUGCGUUUACGCAUAGUCCUUCAUCAUUGGAACGCGUUGAAUCUGGACGAUCUCCCGGCUGGUGUCAAACAGACUCCUCCUGACGCACACCAACACAUUUCUUUCUGUUAUCAUGCGAGCGUUUACUGGAGCGGAGCAGUGAAAUAGUGCUUACAUCGUUUUAUCUAACGGCUGGACCUCUAUGCCAAAUAAUCCACCUAGCUAGAAUGAAUAAAAACGGGAAGGUGACAGAAAUCAACUCCAGGAUAAGGAAGGAACCGUUCAGCGCUAAUUACGAGCUGGUGGGCAAAGAACUGGGCAGGGGAAAGUUUGCAGUGGUGAAGAAGUGCACAGAGAAGGCCACAGGGAAGCAAUAUGCUGCCAAGUUCCUGCGAAAGCGAAGGAAGGGAGAGGACUGCCGCAUGGACAUCAUGAACGAGAUUGCCGUGCUGGAGUCAGCCAAGGCAAACCCGUAUGUGGUGGCACUGCAUGAGGUCUACGAAACCACCUCUGAAAUCAUCCUCGUUUUGGAGUGUGCCGCUGGUGGUGAAAUCUUCAACCAGUGUGUGGCCGAUAACGACGAGGCCUUCACAGAGAAAGACGUGAUUCGGCUGGCGAAGCAGAUCCUGACAGGCGUGGCUUUCCUUCAUCGAAACAAUGUGGUGCAUCUGGAUCUAAAACCCCAGAAUAUCCUGUUGACCUGCGCCAAGCCUCUGGGUGACAUCCGUAUUGUUGACUUUGGCUUGUCCAGACGCAUGGACAAUGUCAGGGAGGUCAGGGAGAUCCUGGGUACCCCAGAGUACGUGGCACCAGAAGUUCUGAGCUAUGAACCCAUCAGCACAGCGACAGACAUGUGGAGCAUCGGGGUUCUGACAUAUGUCAUGCUGACGGGCGAGUCUCCCUUUCUGGGUGACGAAAAGCAGCAGACGUUCCUGAACAUUUCCCAGGUCAACGUAGACUACUCGCAGGACACAUUCGAAGGGAUCUCCUCCCUGGCAGUUGACUUUAUCAAGUCCUUGUUGGUAAAAAACCCCAGGAAGAGAGCCACUGCAGAAGAAUGCCUCCGUCACCCCUGGUUGAACUCGCACCAGCACCUCCACAUGAGACCGGCCUCCUCUUUGGAUGAGCCGGAGAUGAGCCAGUCAGAGUCGGAGCCCGAAAGCCCUGCUCUGUCCCCUGAGCUGGACCUGAUCGAGUCGUACCUCAUGUGCCCAGGGCAGGGGGAGCUGAAGGCGGGCCGGGAUGCCUUCUGCUUUAACGAGACCCAAUUCCCCACGAGACCUGACAUGAAGCAGGAGCUAAUCUGCUGACCAAUGUUUCACAAGCGGGGGACUGGAUGUAGUAGAACUCAGUGGAGCUGAUGCUGAAAGCCAGUGAGCCUGCAGCUGGAUGGGGGCUUUUUUACCUGGCUGUACUGCUGUGAUGCCUGUGACCUGAGCUGUGAUCAGCUUCAUACAGAUGGAUGUGACUGAAUUCUUACUUCUGUGCUCAUUUAUAUAACUGCACAAGAAGAAAAAUGGGGCAGACGAAAGCGGAAGUAGUGGGAGAGGACUCACCGAGGUUUUUGAUGUACAACUGCACUGCUGCAUUGAAAGUGACAGAACUGUACUGUACAGGGCUCUGCUUAACGCUGCAGCUGUUCACCCCUGCACUGGUUUCUUCAUACCAAAAGAACUGGGUUUCCGAGGAGAGGUUCUGCUUUCUGCGAGGAAAUGACUUCACUUAUCUAAACAAAUUACGCUUCAGCUUCAUCCUUUCUAUGAGGAGUGUCAUUCAAGACGGUGAAGGUUCUUCAAUUUUAAAAAAAAAAAAAAAAAAACAGAAAAGGAAAUGCAACAGUGUCUAUGCAGAAAGAUGUUUAAUUUUUCACUGUUUUAUGUCUAUUUAUGCGUGUGUUGUAUCACCUCAACCCCUUAAAUAUUAUAAAGCCACGUUCAAAGUUUAAGAUAUGAUAAAGUAGCAUUCUUAAUUUUUAAGAAAAUCUUCAGCACUUUUUUUUACUUUGUUUGACUUUUGUGUAAUUAGAAAAACAAACAAAAAAAUGAAACGCUCGUUUAACAUAGUCGGCCAUCACAUGAUGUACUGUUUAUCUGUAACACCUGAUGUUUUUGUCAUACGUGCCACUUAUUAUGUGCCACUCUGUCAACCUCACUUUUGUAUAUCUUUUGAGUUUGUUCACUUUCUUUUUUGUUAUUGCACAAGUUGCACAGAAUGUUUUGUACGUAAUUGCAAUGUUGCCUCUGGGUUCAUUUUCUUUAAAUGCCACAUUUUUAGGAGAAGGAAGCUGAGGGGGUUAAUAAUUUUUUUUUUUUUUUUUUACUUUUUUGGGGGGGAUUUGUUGUUAAAAAAUCAAACUGUAAAAGGCAUGGUUGACUGAUGGUUCAGAUUUGUGUGAAUAUGUGAAAGAAUUUCCUCCAUGAUUUUUGAGAGCAGAGAAAAUGUAUUUUGUGCAUUAAUAGAAGGAUUUAGCCUAAAGAUUAUUCUGGGUGAGAUCAUAUUAUGACAACAUCAUUAUAUAGUUUUGUACGGCAACUUUUACAAAUUUUAGUUCUAUUCUCCUCUUGAAUUUCUGGAAUGUUUGCACUUGUCCUUGUGGACUUUGUUUAAAUAAAUGUUGAUGGCUAUCAUUGCAAAAUGUAACGGAAAAAUACAUGUGCUUUUGUAUUGAA